Acanthosepion pharaonis is the source of this 1764-nucleotide messenger RNA. Lineage: Eukaryota; Metazoa; Mollusca; Cephalopoda; Sepiida; Sepiidae. The record is from the annotation of a GenBank genome assembly.
AUGCCGCCGCCGCCGCCGCCUCCGUCAGGAGGUAGUACCUCGUUCGUCGCGGACAGACACCGCAGUUUUCUCCGUUUGCGAGGUUCUUUCAUCGCCGCCGCCGUCACAUCGCCGUGUGGUAUGCCCGUUCAACGGGUGGUGAUGCUGCUGGUGGAGAUUUCCGGGACGUCGAACGUCUGUUCGUCCAUCACCCGCCGCCGCCGCCUUCUGCAGGCCUCGCCACACUUUCGGUCCGCUAACGGUCUAGGCUCUCCACGCAAUUUAGACGUCCAGUCACCGUCUCGCGCACCCUCGUCCGCCGCCGCUCGUGCCGCUGCAGCCUUUUGUCUGCUACUCAAUUAUCUGGCCGGCUCGUCGCGAGACACGCGGCCACAGCUCGUCGGUGAAAUGGCGACCUUCCUGAACACUCAGCUCGCUCCGACCGGUUGCGUCCUUAGCCUUCGUCUCUCCUUCGGCUAUCACCGACUUCGCGUUCCCCACGCUGGCGCCGUGUGGACGACGCGAAAGACGAAAAGCGCCAUGGUGUCAAAGACCCGCUUCUUCCGUCUUACGCACGCCAGACUAGCCGCCGAAAGAAAGCAGCGUCGCAGCGUAGCGCCCCGCACCCUUUCUGAUUCGCGUUCCGUCUUCGCCGUUGCUGCUGGCGAGAGAGAUGAACGCGCGCACGAAAAGAAACGCCACCUGCUGAUUCCUGCCAGUAUAUGCUUGUCUCAAAGCUUAAGCCAGCGCAGCUACGGCGAUGUGACACAGGCUGCGACGUCGGCGCGUCGCCGUCGCCUGCGUGCCGCUCACGCGGGGCACCCAGUCAACGCGCGGGUCGCGGCGCUACAUAUUAGACUACUGGAGACCGAUGCGCGCUAUUCCCGUCCUCCUCUCUGCUCGGUCGUCGUUGUCGUCACUGUCGCCUUUGAGCGGCGGUCGGCGGCGGCGUUUCGCGGCGGGGCUAUGGCGGCGCGCCCGCUUUGGGUCCGCCUCCUAUCAACUGUCGAUUUAUCGGUUAUGCCUGCUACCGUGGUUAAUACGGCAAUGGGAAUCGGGUCGAUCGAGAGGGAAAAGCAAACGGCUACAUCCGCGCGAAAGCGGCGCGCAAAUUACCCACUCCCGGCACGGGGAGGUAGUGACGAACGACGCCGCGACCUGUCGAGGCCCAUGAUCGAAAAUGAGCACACUUCCGUCGUUUCUCGCUCACCCGUAAAAAGGGGACGGUCGCCGAGGCCCUUCUUGCUAGCGCUGGCGGCGCGCGGGCUCUCGAUUGGGGCUUCGCGCUCGACCCUUUUCAGCCGGGGACCGUGCCGGGCGGGGAGUUUGACUGCGUACGUCUGUCAAACGGUAACGCAGGUGUCCUGGCAGCCUGAAGAGACGAAACCUCGCGAGCAAAGGGCAAAAGUCGUCGAUCUCGAUUUCGGUACGAAUACGGACUGCGAAAGCGUGGCCUUAUCGAUCCUUCCGGAGCGGAGAGAGAGCCCGUUCCGCCGAGAGAGGAACUGCGAUCGGAGCAACGGUUCUGCGUCGCCUUCGGAACGAGCGGCGGUGCCACGCCGCUCUGCGAUAACGGCUGAAAGCUCGCCGAACCGCGACCGGUGCCGUCACGGUAUUAUUACGAAGCGUCUCUUUUCGUUCCGCUUCGCUAUAGCGGCGUCGUCGUCGCUAGGGCGGUCGCGGCCGUCGUGGUCUGCGUCGGCGUCGUCGCCGCUGUGCGUCCGCUACUUUUUGGCUGUUGUCGCUUCGCAUCAUGGCGGCGUCCGCAAAUGCCACCUGAUUUGA